Messenger RNA from Tilletiaria anomala UBC 951, 822 nucleotides. RefSeq names its product Phosphoadenosine phosphosulfate reductase thioredoxin. NCBI's taxonomy places the organism in Eukaryota, Fungi, Basidiomycota, Exobasidiomycetes, Georgefischeriales, Tilletiariaceae. The transcript is spliced from 2 exons. The annotation marks the transcript as partial. Gene Ontology annotation, cellular component: cytoplasm. Gene Ontology annotation, molecular function: phosphoadenylyl-sulfate reductase (thioredoxin) activity. The record is from RefSeq and is a predicted model, not a curated record.
GAUACCCGCGUCGCCGCUGUCGUCGCGAACUUGCCCAAGAUCAACGAGCAGCUGGCAGAUGCGACGCCCAAGGAGAUUCUCGAGUGGUCCAUCGACAACCUGCCCAACCUCUACCAAACCACCGCCUUUGGCCUCACUGGCUGCGUCACGCUCGACUUGGUCAGUCGGAUAUCGCAAGAGCGAGCCGCCCAAGCAGGACGCCCCGCUGAGCACCUCGUGCCACUCAUCUUUGUCGACACCCUCUACCACUUUCCGCAGACGACCAAUUUGGCGCACCGCGCCGCACAGCACUACGGCGCACCGAUGCACGUGUACACGCCGUCGAGUCUCAACAGCUCGGCCGAGUUUGAGAAGGCGUACGGCCAGAUGUUGUGGGAAAAAGACGAGGAGCUGUACGACUACCUGGUCAAGGUCGAGCCAGCGCGGAGAGCAUACGACGAGCUCCACGCCAAGGCUGUCUUCACUGGGCGCAGGCGGAGUCAGGGAGCGGACCGCGCAUCGCUGUCCGCUGUCGAGGUCGACGAGACGGGCCUCAUCAAGGUGAACCCGCUGCUCAACUGGAGCUUCAAGCAGGUGGACGAGUACGUCAAGGCGAACGCAGUGCCGUACAACGAGCUGCUCGACAUGGGUUACCGUUCCGUCGGCGAUUGGCACUCCACGGCGCUCCCUGGCGCCGACGCCGGCGAGCGCAGCGGCCGCUGGAAGGACAAGGCGGGAAAGACCGAGUGCGGGUUGCACCAGGACUACUUCCAGCUCAAACGCUUGGCGCAGAAGAAACUCCGCGAGGCAGAGCUGGCGCGGAAAGAUGAAGCAAAGGACAAG